UGUGCACUCUCUUACACUGCACCACCUCGCUCUCUCCGUCUAAAUAGCUUCCUCGUUCUUGUUCGUGCGUUCGUGCGUGCGUGUUUGUUUCUUCUGCAAAAUCAAAUCUGAAGUUUUUGAAUCUCUCAAUCUCAAAACACAACCUUUGUUGUUCCCAACACUGUGUUCGUUUUUGCUGCCAAGAUUAAAGCACUGAAAGAGACAGCUUUUUCCCCCUUAUGAAGAUACUGGAGUAAUAGAAAUACCAAGAUGGACCAACAUAACCAAAAUAACACUCCAGAUGGUUCAGGAGAUGUGCCUUUGAAGCGCAAACGUGGUCGGCCACGGAAAUAUCCACGGCCAGAUUCGGAGGAGGGUUCCUAUAUCCUAGCUAGUCAAAAUAAAAGGCAUACUCCUGUUCGUGCUGAACAAGCUCCAAUACCUCCUGGAUUUGAAGCGGUUAAUGGAAAUCAACUUCAAAGGGGUCAAGAGAAUCAUUCAAAUAAUGCCAUGGUGGGCCAGCUAGUUUCUGGAGUAAUUGAGGCUGUAUUUGAUGCUGGCUAUUUGCUCAGUGUUAGGGUUGGUGAUUCUGAUACUACUUUGAGGGGGUUAGUCUUCAAGCCUGGACGAUAUGUUCCUAUUUCACCUGAAAAUGAUGUUGCUCCAAGUGUUCCAAUGAUCCAAAGAAAUGAAGUUUCCUUCCCUUCAAGAUCUGCUCAGGUUCAAACUCCUCUCCCAAAGGAAAGGAAUGAACAGGCUGUGAAUGUUCAUAGAGUUGAACCUCUUGCAAUGAAUGGCUCGCCAUCUGCCCCUCAGCCUCAGGUACCUAGAGGAGCUGUUAGUUCUAGUAACUUCGUUGCCUCUUCUGGAAAGAAUGUGCCUUCUGUGACAAGCCAGACCACUCAUCAAUUAUCCAGAGCUAAUAUCGUGCCUGUAUUGCUCCAACCUAAUAAUUUUUCAAAUGGGGUACCAGUUUCUAAUCAACCAUCACAAGUCAAGACCCAAGUUUCUCUAGGGAGUGGAGUGAUUGCUGCCAAAGAAAUUCCUGUAGAUGGAAAUCAAGCGCUUACCUCUCAUACUCAAACUAGCCAGAAUUUGUUGCCAAGUGGCGUGCAAAGUGAAGAUGUUCCACAUGUUCCACAUAAUCUAUCUUCACCUAAUGUGGUGACUGAAGAUGAAGCCAAAUCUAUGAGAAUGCCUAGCAUGCCUUUUGAGCAUCUGGUUACUGAAGUUGUCAAGAGGAUCCAAGCUCCGUCAGAUGCCAUGGAUACUGAGACUGACAACAGGAAGACAGGUGACAAUAUGGUAGUGAAGGAUCCAAGCAGUAGGCAGGAAGACAAAGUUAAUGACAUGGAUCAAGCUAUCUUGAUUAAGCCUCUGCAAGCUGUACAGUCUCAUCCUCAGGAAAGCUUGGCAUCGGCUCCCAAACCUUUGGACUAUACUGAAACUAGCAGAGUGGCCGAGCUUUUGCAGGUUUUGCAGCAUAACAAACCGGAGAACCAGGCAUCGAAAGCAGCGGAGCUAGGAUCUGGAAACAAAUUGGAUGAUAUAAGGAAUUUAGGAACUGGACUUGAAGAUGGUGGAACCGUUCAAUCAACAAAGCCUUUCUGAGCAUUGAAUGUCUGCUUUAUAAACUUUAUCAUUAGUGGCUAUUGUGCCAGCAGGUUUAUCUGUCAUAAAGUAGGUAAAUCUGGCAUAGUGAAAUAUUUACUUAUUUAGUUUUUAGUUCUAGUCAAGGACCUUAAAUAAUUUUAAACUUUAAAGCCUUAUUGAGUUUUGUGGAGGAAAGGUAGCAUGUGAUAGUUCAAUUUGUUGUCUUUAUAUUAGAGACCCUACCUUCAAGUCGGAUGUUAAUUACUUUCUUAGCAAAUCAAUUAUUGUCCAAAACUUUAAUUGAAUGUUUCAAGCCAUUUUAUCAGGCAGUUUGUUGCA
Cajanus cajan (pigeon pea) is the source of this 1911-nucleotide messenger RNA. RefSeq names its product AT hook motif-containing protein. NCBI's taxonomy places the organism in Eukaryota, Viridiplantae, Streptophyta, Magnoliopsida, Fabales, Fabaceae. The record is from RefSeq and is a predicted model, not a curated record.